CCGGAGCCGCGAAGAGAAAAGUUGGAGAACUUGGGAUUGGGUCCCGGGGGCGGCGCGUGAAUCACCCGCCCCGCGCCGGAGCCUGGCGGUGAAUCAUCCAUGCCUGGCGCAAACAGCCGCAUGCCGCGCCGGGGGGAGCACAGCUUUGUUGUUGUGGCCGCGACGGCGCCCGCGCGACCCGGCCGGGCUUCCCGGAGCCGUGACGGGGCUGCUGCGCGCGGAAAGUUUUGCGAGGCUCGGCUGUUUGUUUUCCUGGCACGGUGGGAAGGGACGGGGCUGAGCGGGAAUCCCCCUCGCCUUCAUGAGCGGACCCUGCGGCUUUCUUGCUCAGAUGAGACCCUGAAGGAUGAGGAGAAGGCCUUGCUAUCUGGGUUUUCAGUCCAAGCCUCACAAAUCCAAUCAAGAAUCAGCAAAAGUACAAAUCUGUGGGACUAAGUCCUCAGCAUGAGGAUCUGAUAAAAGCUCCAGGUAGAAGAUAAGGAAUUGGAAGAAACUUCAGUCUACUGCAAAGAAAACAGAAGGAUCAGGGAGCGGACUCUAGAGUAAAAGUGCUGGUAUGGCCGCGCCUGGCCCCGCCGCCGAGCGGCCCGCGGGAGCGACGCCCUGCUGAUCGGAGCGGCGGGAUCGCCCCCCAUGCCACGAGCGGCGCAGCAGCCCUGGUGAAGCCCGGCCCGACGCUGCCGCCCGGCCCGCCCGCCCCACGGAUGGCUGCGCAGAGGAAGCACUUGGUGAAAGACUUCAACCCCCACAUCACCUGUUACAUCUGCAAAGGCUAUCUCAUCAAGCCCACCACUGUCACCGAGUGCCUCCACACCUUUUGUAAGACUUGUAUUGUUCAGCACUUUGAAGACAGUAAUGAUUGCCCCAGAUGUGGCAAUCAGGUGCACGAGACCAAUCCAUUAGAAAUGUUAAGGCUAGAUAACACAUUAGAAGAAAUUAUAUUCAAACUGGUGCCUGGACUUCGAGAACAGGAACUACAGCGUGAGAUCGAAUUUUGGAGGAAAAACAAACCUCAAGAAAAUGGACAAGAUGAAAAUCCAAAAUCUGAUAAGCCCAAAGUAGAUGAAGAGGGUGAUGAAAAUCAGGAAGAUAAAGACUAUCAUAGGAGUGACCCACAGAUUGCUAUUUGCCUGGAUUGUUUACGUAAUAAUGGACAGUCAGGGGAUAACGUAGUGAAAGGUUUAAUGAAGAAAUUCAUCCGUUGUUCUACACGAGUGACUGUGGGAACUAUCAAAAAGUUUCUCAGUUUAAAAUUAAAACUUCCAAGUUCUUAUGAGCUGGAUGUACUAUGCAAUGGAGAAAUCAUGGGGAAGGAUCAUACUAUGGAAUUCAUCUAUAUGACAAGAUGGAGACUCAGAGGAGAAAAUUUUCGGUGUCAGAACUGCUCAUCUUCGCAAGUCUGCUCACAGGAUGGCACUUUUUAUCAGUCUUAUCCUAUGGUACUGCAGUAUCGACCCAGAAUUGACUUCGGCUAGACCAAAGGUCCAGACCACACUGAGAUGAAUUCUGCACUAUUGUUUACCCAUCGACAGAUUGCACAAUGAAUGGAUGUGCCUGGAUUAGGGGGACACAACCAGAUUUUCAGCAUGCAAAUAAGAACCUUGUCUUUCUUAAAAUUGUCAGUUGCAUCUUUGUUGUUUCUAUUAGAGCAAGCCAAGUGCCAUUCUGCUACUGAAAUGUGCAUAAGAUAUUUGUGGUAUCUUACAAAUGUGCUGCAAGUCAUAGCCAAAAUCAUGAAAUGUGCAGUCAAGAUUCAGAAACUACAGAAUAUUUUUCCCAUGUGUUAGAAAAAGUUUCUGGUCUUCAUGUUGAUUACACUAGCAAAAUGGCCAAGUGCUCAUUCCAUGUCGUGUUGCAAUUUUCACACAAUUACUAUUUUACUGAAUAUUGUUGUAUAAAUGAUAGAGUACUGUACAAAAAAUUAAGGAUUAUAUCUUGAAAUAUUUUGUAUAGAAAAUAUAUUUAGAAAAGUGGUUAUUGUGCCACUACCUUUCUCUUGGUAAGCUUCUGAUAGGUCCAGGUAUAGUUCACUCAUGAGUGUGCAGCAGUCCUUUUGCUAUGAAUGAUGUGUACCCCAGGCACAAGAGCAGAACGCAGUAAUUAAAAAGCCUAAAUAGUGUGCCAGUAUCUCUUAAAAACUUCAUAACCUUUGAAUACACAUUUUUACAACUUGUCUAGAAUUGACAAUUUGAGAUGCAGGUAUUUUAGGAUAAUGGGAGCUGGCCAGAUUAUGGUUCUUCUAAUAAAGUGUUUGUAAAAGUGAGGUUAAAAAUCAUUUAAAUACUAAAUGGAAAAGUAGCAUUUUCUCUGUAAGGUCAUCCCACAUAUCAAAAUGUAUUUAUUUUUGUCAGUGGCAUUCAUAUUCAGGAAUUCUUUCUUUUUUUUAAGGUGUAUCUACAUCAGACAUAUAUGUAAAAAGAAUACAAAGUGACAUAUUUCAAAACAUAGCUUUGAUUAUAUUAAAUGUCUGUUGUGGUUACAUGGAGUUUAGACGCUAUUGAAGAUGUAUAUAAUUAGUUACAGUCAUAAAGCUAAUUUCAUAAUAACAAAAGGCAAUACAGUAUUGGAAGAUAAACAGUUUGACCAAAAUAAUUGGUUUUUCAGGGUAAUUUUCCCUAGGAACUAGUAUCACAAUGUAAUAGUUCUAGUGUAGAACAUUGUAUUGAGGUUUCUGGUAACAUUGUUGGGAACAGUAUUGCAUAUGUUUUCUGUAGUCUUCCAUUGUUUUAGCUCUGUUUAAAAGUCAUAAUGGCUUUUUACUUUAAACUGUAGAGAAAAAUACAGUUAAGUAACGUUGUAUGUUUUAGCUACAAGUAUUGUAGAUUACCACUUAUUUUCUUGCAUAAAACAAGAAGGAGUGAGAGGCUUUCAGAAGUUGCCACAGGUUGAGUUAAUCAUGCUUAGAAAAAAGCCAACAAUAAUAAAAACCCCAACUCAAGAAACAUGGGAUCAGACUAUUUAAGGUGAUAGGAUAUAGGUUCUAUAGAAAUGCAGUCUCAGUGUUGUUUAAAUAUGUAACACAUGUAAACGCAUUAUGCGUGAAAUCCUGGCCCCACUGAAGUUGUCAGUUUUAAGAGGGACCAGGAUUUCACCUGUGUGUACACAUUGGGUCAUAUCCUACCUUUGUAUUCCAAAAGUCGUAUAGCAAACAGGAACAAAAAUGCAUAGCAGGUAGCAUUCUGUCUAGCAAUCUUACCAUUACAGGUCAAGAUUGCCCUAUUGUGCUAAUGCAUUGUAGCAGAAGGAAGCAGGCUGCUUUCAUCUGUAGGCACAUGUUGAUUGUAGGGCUUGCUUUGCCCAUGCUGUUGACAGAGCUGAUAAAACGUUCCUCAUAGGUGGGCCCCUGUCCUCCGUGGACAAGUGGAUUCUUCACAAGCACAGUACUUUUCUAGCUGGAUCUGUUUGCAGGAUCAGGGUCUAAAUGCACCUUACAAUUUAUAUACAGUAUUUUAACACCAGGAGUAUUUCUGUUAUGGCUUCACUUAAAAAUGAAGGAUUUGGUUUCAGUUCAUGUCAAUAUUACUAAUGGUAAUAUUUUUAAUGUUAAUUUUUAUUUGGUUUAGGUAACAGUUUAGCAAUGUACUUCCUAUUUUGGCAAAUUCUCAACCACCCAUUGAGAUUUUUUUAAUCAGAAAAACAACACUCAAGUUACCAUUUUAAAUCCAUUUUCAAACAUUUUACAUAGCUAAGAUUUUUUUCAUUAAAUCAGCAAAUUCAUAUAAAAUAUAGUAUGACCACUGAAAUGUCUUACUGUAUUGUGAAGGACUCUGAGUCGCAACCAAUAAGGGGUUGGAUGUUUAUAAUGACUUCCAGCAUUCCAAGUUCAGUGAGCCAUAGAUUUAGCUUGCUCUGAGUUGGUAAUUGCCUUAUUUUAUAAUACGUUUAAUCCAACACAGAUUGGAGUAGAGAAGGCAGAUCUUCACAGUAAGCAUGGAAACUACUGACAGGCAUAGUUUUAUUGUUCCCAGUUGAGAAUCGCUGCCUUCACUGCUUAUGAAUAUAUAUGAUUUAGCUGACUACAUGUAAAUGUUUCUGAUGGCAUAGUGCCCGAUUGGUUAAAUACUUCUUCUAGGAGUGAGGUGCCAACCAGAUGUAUAUCAUGCAGCCAGUAUAACAUAAGUGUGACUUCUGCAGGAAAUUUCUUUUUUCUGUAUGGAACAUAGAUGCCAUGUGUAUGCACAUGUGUAUAUUUGAUUAUCCCUGUUGACACAUUUGUGCCAAUUAAAUAUAUACAAACCCUGUAGGAAUAAGAGAACUUGUGUACAGACUCAUAUUCCAAAGAUGAGUUAUAAUGAAGUGAGCGCAUGAGUAUUCCGUGAAAAUCGCACAAGGGGUGCAUAGACACGUACUAAUUGGGUUUAAGGUAACUUAACUAAGUCAUUUAAGCCAAGUCAGAGCAUACAGAUGUACAGCUCCUUUACAUGAUGGCAGCCAUCUUGUGAGCUAAGUUGACUUAACUAAUGCAACUCAAGAUAAUACACCUUGGAAGCUUAUUAUUAUGCAACUCAUUUAAGUCAACUCUGCUCCAUACACGUGUAUACACUCUAACAGUUAAGUUGACUUAAAGUUAAGUCAGCUUAACUGUCAGAAAGUUAGUAUGUAUGUAUGUACCUAAUGUGUCCAAGAAAAUCAGGAAACUACCAUGUAUGCAUUUGAUAGGGAUAUUUCCAUUGCUAGCAGUGUCGUCACUGCAGAAUCAGGAAAGAAACGUAUAAUAGCUGAAAAUGAGCAAAUUACCCAUAUUGAAUUAAUUGAGCCACAGGGGAAUACGAACUAGAAUUUACUAGUUGUUCUACCUUUUAAUUAUUCAGGAAAGAUUCAGGAAAGAUUUUUUUUCUCUUUCAAACGAGUGUCUACAAGGUUUUAACCUUCUACAUCCAGGUUAGCCACUUAAUAAAAAUCAAACCUUUUGUUUGACUAGAGAUCUGUAUGCAGUAUUUGUCUAGUAACAUAUGUAUUGUAAGUUAAGAGUUUGCAGAAUAGUAAGAUCUCAAAUGCAGAUAUAAUACAAUUAAAUUAGAUUAGUCUAAUGCAUAUUCCAUAUUGUACUAGUACAGUGCCCCAACACUAUGUCCAACCUUACAGUCUAAUAAACACAUGGGUAGUUCCUACCUGUCUAAAUAACCACUCAGUCUUUAUGACUUAUUAGUACAAUAAGAGGUAUUCCCAUGAAUAUUUUCAGGAUAAAGUCCUAAAAUUAUGUCAAACUUAAUGUAAGUGUGCUCAGCUAGGACAUAAUUACUGUCUAAUUAAAAUCAAAAUGUGAUUACAGUCUUUUCUAAAAAAAUAAUUUUAUAUUGUUGACUCUUAUGGUCUUAUGGAAAAUGUUAUAAGAAAGUGCCUGAUUGCUGAUACAGCAUAUCUUUUAGACCAACAUCCUACAUUUUGAAUGAGAACAUUUGUUUUUGUGUGUUAAUGAAUUAUUUCAGCAAAAGUUUUUCUUCACAGAAUUAUAGAAGGAUCUUCCUCCUUGUGAAACAAGUAUGGAAAAAAAUAUAUUCUGUUAUUAGGCAAUAUAAAUACUGUAGAAAUAUAUUACUAGAGACUAUUUAAAAAGGAUGACUCUGAGACUGUAUUAAUCUUAUUUUCUGCCAGGUAGUAACCUUGAAUUCUGGAUCCUGCGUUUUUCCUUUAGUCUGACACUUUUUGGCUGUACUUCUAUUCCUUUUACAUGCUAAGUAUAAUUCAGUCCUAGCUAAUGCUGUGGGGAUUUUGUUGUUCUCCUUUUGGACUUUGGCUAUAUUUUCUUUGUUCAUCACAGAUGAAGAUGCAGUUCAGGACUUCCACCUUAUCCAUUCCAGUUGUAGCUGUUAAACCUGGAAUUGAGAAAGCAGCAAGUAAUUUUUCUCUUGAUCUCUCUUCUCUCAUAGGAAACCAAAAUGUGCAGGUCUUUGCUCUCUAGAUGGAACCAUUUGUUGAGUUCCUUUGUUCCAUUUGCAUUCAACUUCCCCUUCAUCACAAAAGUCAAGGUACUCCAGUUAGGAGCUACAGAAGGAUAUUCCAUGUGGUGUUCUCAAAAGCCAUAACAGCCAGCUCAGCCAGACUGUAAUUGAUUUAGGUUCCAGAUAAGCAAUAAUCUUCUGAUUCUCAAAAUUACAUGCAUGGAAUUUUGCAUUAAGAAAUGUCUAGGUGAGGUAUUAGCUGAUUACAGGGAUUAACCAAAGUAUUCUAAGGACUGGUGAGUCCUUUUUAUUUUUGCCCACAGCAAAGAUAUUAGAGAAUGGACUCUUUUUUUUAAUUUGUGAGCUAAGAGGGAAAUGGGUCUAAAUCCUCCUCAUAGACCAGUUAGCUAGUUUGACAGUAAUAGUUUGAUGCCUUCCAAAUUAGUGGUGAUGUGCAGGAUAUUUUCCAUUCUAGCUACUUCAUUCUCAAUGUUAAGGAGUCCAGACAAAAAUUUCUAUUCCUCAGAAUAGGCUGGAUUCUCUAGAUCUUUUUCUUAUUUCAGGCCUCAAGAAAAUGAACAGGUAUACAAAAAAGAUAAAAUUUGGGCAGAAGGAUUCUUGAUGGCAUCUCAAAUUGUAAGUUGGAUGCAACCUUGCCAGCUUGGAAGAGUUCAGGCACUGACCUUCUAACUCCAAAGAACACGUUAUGAUGUAUCCAGCUUCACAUGCAAUCGAUGGGUCUUCUGGUCUUAUGUAUACAGACUUUCAUGAACAAGACUGAACAAAAUAGUUUAAAGGAUUUCUACUAGCAGUCUGGAGCUAUUCAAAAUAAGAGAUGCAAAGGUACCUACAGAGUGAUUUAGUCUCUUGUUUAGUUGUGAUGGAAGCCCUUGUAACAAUAGAACCUCCUCCUGCAAUCUUGAGUGUAAAAUUUUGAAGGCCUGCCUUAGGGAAUUGCACCUGGAGAUCCACCAAGUUGUCUCUAAUGCAAGUUUUAGUUCAGUCUGGCAACACCAUGAUUGACACACAUUUACAUGAGACUAGUUAGAAGAUCAAAUCUAGAUGCUGAAGUAAAGCAGCUUCUCACCUGGGACUAAACUAAUUUCUUCUGCAAUGAAAUAAACCACAUAAGGUCUGUCCUAUGAUCUUUUAAAAUUUAGCCCUUUGAACCAAUGGUAUCUACUUCCCUAUAUUUCCUUCCUGUAAGAUUAUUCUUCCUGAUUGCAUCAUAUUAGCUGGAAGAGGCUCAAGAAAAUCUUUGUAAGAAGACUAGCCCAUCCAUGACUCAAAUGAUCAUUCUUUAUUUGUUUUGUCCAAAAGCUUCAACAUUUGGAGGAGAAAGCAUGAUGGAACAUUCUAAAUAUGGGAAGAGUGGUAAAAGUAUACCUUGGUAGGUUUGGUCAAGUCAAGAAAUUUUGUUUUGUUUUGUUUUUGUUUUAAAUGCUUUGGGCCUAAGUUAACUAAAUCCUCCCCAGGCAGAUGGAAAAAGUAAUUCCUUCCUAAAGCAUAUUCAGCUACAGAUAAAUUAUAGAAAGGAUCAAAACUUACUUAGCAUGUCCCAGGAUGGCUUCCAGAACACACAGGGCUGGAACCACCACAAGGAAAUAUGAAAAGCUUCCACUUGGUAAUCUAUCAGCAUUUUCAAAGCAGUAUAUAUAAGAUUUACCUUUGCUCACCGGUUGAAGCAUCAUCAGCAGGAAUGUGAUCUCAAACAAACUAACACUACUAAUUUUAGGGGAAAUAUUUUUCUUCUUACUCUUUAUCUCCCUGCUCUUGUUUCCUUGGUGUUCUCUAUAUCCCUGACAUCUGGAAUGAGAGACAAGAGGUCAGGAUCCAGAAUAGGAAACUAAUUCACUGAUAGGUUUCUUAUUUACCAGGAUACUCUCCAUAUCCUGAGAGACUAGUAACUAUGUGAAAAUACCCCACAAACCUGAAAAUUAGUUAGAGUUGCCUGGCAGGAGAGAUGAGGAAUACUCAAAUGUGGGAGAGACUAGAAAUCGGAAGAACAGUUUUAGUGAUAACAUUAACCAAAGAGUGGCAUUAGAUUGAAUUUGUGUGCUGGUAUGAUCCAUUCUACAUACUUUUUUGUAAAGUAACUUUCAUGUGUAUUUUCUAACAAACAUUUUUAAUGAAGCCUAACAAAAUGUGACAGUUAAGAGUGUGAAAUGAGCAUAAGUAGUUGUUUCUGGGUUUUUCUCUAGGUAUGAACAAGAAAUCAGGUGACAAUCAAGAGAAAAUGGUUCAGUAAAAUUGCUGCAAAGAUAAAACAUAUAUGAUGCUGGCUAUGUACAGAGGUUGGUAUUUUUAAAAAAGGAUAGCAAAAAUGUUUACUGUCAAAGUGAGAGGUAUAUAUUUUGUGAUGGUAGAUUAUUCCUUAAAACUGUUUUGUAUUAUAAUGUAUGAUUACUAAUGUAUGCAGUUGCUGAGGGAUUUUGGUUGAGUAGAAUGAGAGUUGCUCUCUUUUCUUAUGAAAAACUACAUUCUAACUGACUUAAAAAUCACUCUUUGCUUCUGACUGACAAAAUUUAGUUUACUCACAAAGAUUUUUUUAAGUAUUUUUAUAAAAAUAAUCUGAUUGCCUAAUCGUUUUAAGAGCCUUUUUAUUACCAAAAAUUAUCCAUCCAGAAACUGACUGGAGCAAAGCAUUUUGGCACUUUUUUGAAGAGUAUAGUUGUUAUCUGCCUAGUGAAUUAAUGCAUCUUACAUUAAUCAAAUAUAUCUUACUGGUAAGUAGCUGCGCAUGUCACCAAACUACAUCUGUCAGUUUUGUGGGGUUUUUUAAUAAUAGAUUAUGGGAAUUAGUGUAAGGAUUUCAUUACCAGUCCAUGGAUAAAAAGAGUGGCUCUUGGAGGUCAUGGUUAAUGUCCAUUAAUGAGAAAAAGCGCAGAGGCUUGCACAACUGAUGUGUCUGCUAUACCUGGCCUAUGAAUUAAUAAAAUACUUCAGUGUGCUGUCUAUCUUGUAAACCUUCCAAAGCACAAAAUAUUCACCAAGCUACUUUUGGGUUUUCUGGUUGUAGUUCAGUGUAUUUUGGAGGGUGGAAAGGGCAGACUUUGAGGAUCAUGAGAAACAUAAUACAUUUUACAGAUUUUUAUAGCUAUUUUUUUAAUAAAUGGCAUUGCUUUCCGUAACGUCAAAUUACUGAUUAGCAAAAACAUCAAAGAUAUUUUAUCUGUUGUGUGGUACAAAAUAGAUAAAAUAAAAUAAAUAUGAUUAAGCUCUUUCUUUUCUUUUCCAAAAGAGUCCUAAACUAAAUUAGAAAGCAACAGUACAGUUAUUUAAGGGAUUCUUAAAUCUGCCAAUGUAAAAAUUGCAAUAAAUCUUAAUUCCAAAUUUUUUCUAGAAUAGAAACUUCCUGGAAUAAGCAUUUAGCAAUGCAUAAUUUUAAUUGUUCCCCCUAUUAUAAAGUCAGCCAUUAGAAAAUAUUUUGCAUUUUUUAAAAUCAGUUUAAAGCUUGAAUUGUCAAAUUUUCUAGGUUACUGAAUAGUCAGUAUAGUACUCUAAAUGGGAUUUUGUUUGGAUGGGGCUUAAGUGUCCUUAUAUAAGCUGUGAUCCAAGUAAUGGUAAGAAGGACGGUAACUAUGUUCUAAGGCUUCCUUGCAUCUGGUCAGUGGCUAUCAGUUUUUAAUAUAACAGCCCUCACAAUGCUUAAGAGAUCAUAGAACAUAUUGUAAUAUUAUGUUGCUGAUUUUCUUUUAAGAUAUAAAAUAUUUUAAGCUUUUUGUCAAAAGUGGUAACAUCUUAUUACAAAUAAACCUUUUUGUGGUUGUAAAAUUUAGCUUAUAAAUCAUUCAAAUUGAAGUGAAAAAAGAAGGUCAUUGUUAAUGACUUAGUCUAUCCUACUAUUAAGAAUAUAUGUAUUUUUGUAAAGGAAAAGCACUUGUAGAUAUUUAAUCUGUCCAAUAUCUAUGUUUAUGUUUUGAAAAAACAAAAUGCUGCUUAGAGAAUCACUUAAAUAUUUUUAUUUUUGUGCUCAAAUGCAUCCUUUGUUGAUUUAUGGAAUGUUUAUUCUGUAUAAAGAUGUAAAGUUAUUACAACUGGGCUAAAUGCAUUUUAUAUUUGGACUUAGCCAGGUCAGAUAUAUUUGGCUACAAAAUUCACUAUAUCAUCAGAAACCUGAUUACAGAAUUUAUUAUGAUGGUGCUGUUUUUCAUCUUUGAUAUUAGCCUUGUCCUGCUUUACAACAUUCCUGCUUUAUAGUGUUCAUAGCAUUAUGACAAAAUUCUAAUCUCUUUGUGAGGGUCACAUUCCAAUGGAUGUUUUAUGGUGUAUUUUGACAUUUCGUUUACAGUCUAUAGAAUUAUACAAGUAGUAGAGUUGUCUGUAAAGUUAUAACAAAAUAAUUGCAGUAGAUAAUAACUAAUUUCCUAGAGUGGGAGAAUGGCAUCCAGGUUUAGUCAAGCAGAUAUGUUUUUCUGGAGCACGGGGACGUAUCUGGUACUUAGUAUUUAUGAAUGCAGUACCACAGGAAACAAGUGCUAUGAUAUAUAAUAGUUAUGAUUGCACCAUUUGAGUUACAAAUGCAUAGUUGGUUGUACCAGUGGCACUUUAAAAGAAAUGAAACAAACAUUUGGAUAGUCCCAGGAAUUAACUUGCUUUCCAUGGUUUUGAGCAAUUAUGGCUGACACACUGUCCCUCAGCCAUCUUGUUGCAUGAAAAUUAUUGUAGCAUGUAUGACAUGUGAAAGAGCUCAAUAUACAAAACUUUCUGAAAGAUUUCCAGCAGGUAAACAUUGGUAAAGGCAAUGGCCAUUACAGAAUAAUUCAGUCUUUACUUAACUGGGACCCUUCCCGUCAGUGGAGAUUCUGCCUUGGUCCACAAUAGUAGAUCCUGAUGCAGAAUCAGAGCUUCUGAUUUGAUUUUAGUGGUGUUACUUUGUUUAUACGUUCUUAAAACUAAAAUGUGAAUACGGCUAAGAAUUUCCAUUUUAACCCUGACUUUAUUUACUUGCGUGGUUUUUUUGCUUCAAUUUCUAGCAUUAUUUAAACUUAACUUAAACUGUUAGCUUUCUUUAAGUUUGAGUUCUGUAACUCUUCUGAGUGCAUGAGUUCACAAUAAAUUACAUUACAAAAAUAGCCAUGUAUAUAGUAACAUGAUUAUUAAAUAGUGGGAGGAUUACAAAUCCUGAGCAGACUGCAAAUACAUGUGACAACGUUAUUGUAUUAAUUGUACACCUGCUAUUUCUAAGUUAAUAAAGUUACAUAUUUUUAAAAUAUAACUUGCAUAUUUUACAAUUUAAAUUUUUUGUUAAAUACUUCUUAAAUCCAUGUUAAUUACUGGGGACGUAGCAUGUCAGGGCAUACAAAGUCAUGUUUUAACAACUCAAAUCCAUUUUUUAUUCUAUAAUACAUAUAUUCCAGUGCUCUAGAAGGUUUUUUUAAACAAAUAUAUACUUGUUCACUAAAAAAUAAACACUGGGUAUUCUCCCUUGCUUUCCCAAAGGUCACCCUUGAAUUUUUUUUUUCAACUUAGUUACAAACUCCUAAACUGAAUGUUGCCCUGGAAAAGAUAAGUUCAUAGCUACAGUAGUAAAAAAAAUACUUUCCUAAGUAGGUGCUGGUAAAUAGGUGUCAUUUUGGUUAAAUUCCCCAUUGGAUAUAUAUGGAAGCAAAGUGAAAUGAGUUUGUUUGUUUGGGGUGUUAUCUACAUUUGUAAACAAGAUGAAUUUUAAUACAGUAGCUCAUGCAAGCUCUCUGAAUGGGCAUUUUAGAAUCUUGUAUAUGAAUUAUUUGAUAUAUAAGUGUGUUUCUGAUGAUUAUUAUGUUUGCCUAGGUAUCAGUGAUGUUAAAUUGAAUGCUUCAUGCUAAUAUCAGGAAUGUGCCCAGUACCUUCGUAGUAGCCAAGAAUAAAUUAAAAUUGGGUAUGGUCCAUAUGCUGCAAGAUGCCUUUAGUCCAGUUGCAUUAAUCCUAUGAAAAAUCUAGAUAAGCAAGAAAUAUAACUAAUCUGCUUACUAGCACUGAAUUGCUCCUUUCUCAAAGCAAUAAAUAUAUUCAUGUUGUAACAUCUGUUGUGCAGCCUACAAUACAAGUUGUUUUGUUGCAUUUUGUUUUCUAUAUAAUUUAUUUUGUGCAAUAAAAAAAAAAUCAUCUGGCUU
Molecule: messenger RNA, 11977 nt
Organism: Alligator mississippiensis (American alligator)
Lineage: Eukaryota; Metazoa; Chordata; Crocodylia; Alligatoridae
Gene: PCGF5
Product: polycomb group ring finger 5
Exons: 12
Coding region: 705-1475 (256 amino acids)
Biological process (GO): regulation of transcription by RNA polymerase II
Cellular component (GO): PRC1 complex
Source: RefSeq, a predicted model, not a curated record